CUCCUCAUCCCGCUGACCCAGGCCAUCAGCAAAAUAAUCUACACCCUCUGCAAGAUUCGCGGUGAAAAGGUCGUGGUACGGUUCCUCGGGAACGAAGUCUCCUGGCUGGAACCCCUGCUGUCAUUUACAGAACAAUGCCAAAAAACCAAAACAUGGGAAGAGAGGUAUGUCGGGCUGCUGUGGUUGAGCCAUUUGCUGUUUGCGCCUUUUGACCUGGCCACCAUUUCAUCAAACAACUACGAGGAUGCGGAUGAUGAAGACGAAGACGAAGAGAAGAAGACGGUGGUGGAGGGGCUGGACCUGCAGUGGGAGAAACUACCGGGAAUCACGGUUCGGGUCUUGCCUCUGGCGAUUCGGUAUCUGGCUAGCCCGGGGAAGGAAAGAGACGCGGCCAAGGCUCUGCUGGUCAGGUUGGCGCUGAGGAGGGACAUGCAAGAACUGGGAGUGUUGGAUGCUAUGGUCAGGUGGGCGCUCAAAGCGCUGAGGCCAAAGCAGGAGAAGACGCCGUAUCAUUACAUUGGUGUGUUGAGCUUUCUGGCGGGGGUGUUGACUUCUUCGGCGGAUACGUCGGAUAUGGAUCCGUACUUGGUGAUGGUUUUUCAUGCUGUUCAUGGGGCUGCUGAGAACAGUCAGGAGAGCGUCAUGGCGUCUGCGUUGGCAAGGAAGGCGGUUAUCAAGGUUAUAAGGGCCGUGGCGGUGUUGUUUUUGAGGGAAAACAAGGAUUUGUAUGAGGAUAUUGUCGGGUUGGGGCUGGUGGAAACAACGAUUGGGUUUUUGUUGGAUUGUCUUGGGGACAAUGACACCCCCGUGAGGUUUGCGGCCAGCAAGGCGCUGAGCAUCAUUGCGUUGAGGUUGGAUCAGUACAUGGCCAGCCAGGUCGUGGAGGCCGUGCUGGAGGGACUGAACAAGAAUGUGUUGAAGGGUAGAGAGACGCCUGGAAAGAAGGACUUGAGUGCGGUCAACCCGUUGGAGUGGCAUGGGUUGAUGCUCACCCUCUCACACCUGUUGUAUCGGAGGUCACCACCGGCCGAUCAGCUGGCCGAGAUCGUCCAGGCACUUAUUACAGGACUGUCAUUUGAACGCAGAGCUCUCUCGGGAAGCUCGUCGGGGACAAACGUCAGGGAUGCAGCAUGCUUUGGAAUAUGGGCCAUGGCCAGGAGAUACACCACGAAAGAACUGCUUGCGGUCCCGACAGAGUCCAUGAUCAUAGGGGCGCAUGCUCCGGGUAGCUCUGUCUUGCAAAUCACAGCUACGGGGCUAGUUGCGGCUGCUUGCCUGGAUCCUGCGGGCAAUAUCAGACGUGGCUCCUCAGCUGCGCUCCAAGAGCUGAUCGGGCGACAUCCCGACACAGUCACAGAAGGCAUCUGGGUUGUGCAAACGGUGGACUAUCACGCUGUUGCCUUGAGAGCCAGAGCGCUCCAGGAGGUUGCUCUGGGUGUCACCAAGCUUUCGCCACGAUAUGGCGAGGCUAUACUGGAGGCGUUGCUCGGAUGGCGAGGUGUCGGUGAUGUUGAUGCUGCUUCCAGACGGGCGGUCGGGGCUUCUUUCGGGGCGUUGACUGCAGAGUUGGCCUUGACAACCCCGGAUCCCCUCAAGAGGCUUCGACAAUCAGUCAGCUUAGCCAAAGGCGUCUUAACAUCUCUCCAAGCGCGUCAGGUGGAGGAAAGACAUGGCUUGUUGAUGAGUAUAGCUGGUGUGUUCGAUGGAUUUCCCAAAGUUGUCGGCGGGCAGGCGGAUUACAAAAGCGAAAGUCUCAUCAGCUUUGUCAACUCUUCCGCAGACGGGGUGCUCGAAAUUCUCGAAGACUGCAACGCAAAGACUUAUCGGCGUCCAGAACUUGUCGCGGAAGGAGCCAGCAGGCUGAUAAUUUCUGCGGCCCCUAUCCUCCAAGCUGUUAUGUCCACUUCCGGUGUUCAAAAUUCGCCCACAGCAAUAGUAUCUGGGCCAGAACUGAUAGAAGAAAACGCAGGCGAGAUCACCCAGCUGGUGAGGGCCCUAGGAGAAAGAGAAGGCCCAGUCAAGGGAUUUGUCAAGCUCACGAGAACAUACCUGGCAAAGUGGCUUCUCACGCAAGAGCCGGACCUGAUCACACCUGCCGCAGACGCAGCUCUCACUAUGCUCAUAUUUAGCGACGAUGGUGAGCGCGAAGAAAUUGUCAGGGAGUGGGCAGGAAUUGUUCGGCACCGCCCGACAUCAUCCAGAGUUGCCACAUGGGGCGGGCAUUUCUCUGCACUUGCCAUGUCCUACUCGAUAGCCUCCACCCUCCAAACGGUUCAAAUCAAGAACUUGAUCUGUGAUUCAUUUGUGGAGAGGUGGAACACGGAUCCAUAUACCGAUGUUCAUGUUGCUGUCCUUCAGAGUCUUACGAGGAGCAACAGCAAGAGCGGUUUGCUGAGGGACAAUACGGAUAUUUUCCUACCUCUGAUAGCAGAGGGCCUGGAUGACUACACCACCACGGCACAAGGCGAUGUUGGUUCUAUGGUGAGGUUCCAAGCCAUCCGGGCGACAAAAGCCUUGUGGACAGAGCCACCUUCUGGGCCUUUGGUCGAAGGUUUAAUCCUGAGGAUCCUGCGCCUGGCAGCAGAGAAACUGGACAGAGUGCGCGCAGAGGCCCAGGUUGCCCUCUCUCUAGUCUUGAAACCAGAGCAUGUUUUCCGGCGUCCCCCCUUGUCACAUCACGCUAACCUUUCUUCUAUCAGAUUCAGAGCCCCGUUCCUCCAAACAACCUUCUCCUCGACCGCGUACUUCACCUCACUCCUCUCCCUCCCCUCCAAGCUCCUCGAUUCUGUCUCUUCGUCAACUUUGUUCUCCAACCCCCAAGAAUGGCUCUGCCCCCUGUUGUCAGGCUACGUCUCCUCGGCAGACACGGGCAACGAAGAGCUUGUCAUCGCCACCAGAUCCGCUCUCUUGUCGCACUGUCUCGCCUCCCCUGACAUUACCCUGGACAUCGUCACCGCUCUGAUAUCGAACCUGAGGACUCAUCAGAAAAACGACAGGGUGCUGGUCCCGACACUGGAAGUGUUGAGAUUCUUGCUUGACAUGUCUGUUGUCUCUCCUGAGGGGAUAAACUGGAAGACGCUGUGUCUGCUUGUGCAAAAGGCGGCGUAUAAAACGGGGAAUGUGAGGAAACUGGAGGCCUGUAUUGGGCUGUAUGGCGGAGUUGUUCUACAGGGGGAAGGGGAGGGGAGAGAGGAAGCCAAGAAAAGACUGGGAGCGUUGAUGGUACAUCCUUGGCCUAGGGUGAGGAGUGCGGUUGUUGAUCAGCUUUGGAGGGUGUACAGCAGCGGCAGUAACGGUGAGGAGGAAAAAGGGGGGAAGUUGCUUGGUACUGAUUGGGGAGCUACCAAUAAGGGGUCGAUCCAGCAGCUGGUCAACGAGCUGGGGUUAACAGGUGCCUGA
This is a messenger RNA of Podospora anserina S mat+, 3399 nucleotides long. RefSeq lists its product as uncharacterized. The transcript has a single exon. The record is from RefSeq and is a predicted model, not a curated record. Gene Ontology annotation, biological process: post-chaperonin tubulin folding pathway; tubulin complex assembly; microtubule cytoskeleton organization. NCBI's taxonomy places the organism in Eukaryota, Fungi, Ascomycota, Sordariomycetes, Sordariales, Podosporaceae. Gene Ontology annotation, molecular function: beta-tubulin binding; GTPase activator activity. The annotation marks the transcript as partial.